AUGUACCGGACUGGGCCCUCUCUCAGGGGCCUCUAUCGUCGCAGUGGUGGGCUGUGGAACCGGGUGUGGGAGCUGCGGCGGGAGCUGGCACAGAAGCGCUCCGCCGGGGCCCCCCCCCUGUUCCUUCUGAGUCUCGAAAGCCAGCUGCUGCUCGAGCUGGGCAACAGUGCGCGGCCGGAGGAGUGUGAGGAGGCCCUGUGGGGCGCGGAGGGGCUUUGGCGGUUGCUCGAGGACCGCCAAAACACCCCACUCCCGGCGCCCUCGCGGACGGCGAUGCGGGUGGCCCUCUGCACAACGAUGCGGCGCUGCGCACUGCGGAUGCGCAAACGCGAGGCGUCGGAGCUGUGGACGGAGCGAUUCGCCCAACGCGCGGCGCGGCUUCGCCCGGAGGAUUUUAUCCAAGAUGAGGAGGAAAUGCAGGGCUGGGAGAAGACGAUGGGGACAUCGACGCCAAGGGGAUCCACACCUUUCUCUAACUUUUCGCAGGGGCGUCCAGAUUCCGGAACCAGGUUUACCGAUGAGGAUCUCGAGAAGGGCUCGAAAGCGGAUGAUUCUGGGGCCUCGAAAAGCGAGGACGUGAAAGGGAAGAAUCAGUUUCAUCAGACGCGAAAGACUCUUUCUCCGAUGCAGAAACAUCGUCAGGAUAUUAUGAUGGACCAUCCUUUGGUUACUAUGGCGUUUAAAAGGCACCCAGAUCCAGGGCCACGCUACACGGACUGA
Molecule: messenger RNA, 720 nt
Organism: Phytomonas sp. Hart1
Lineage: Eukaryota; Euglenozoa; Kinetoplastea; Trypanosomatida; Trypanosomatidae
Source: the annotation of a GenBank genome assembly